CCUCGGAGCAGCAUGGGGUGCCCUUCGCUGUAGCCCCUCGCCCGGGACCCAGAAUGCGAGAGUGGUGGAUCCAGGUGGGCCUUUUGAUGGUGCCCCUCAUCGCUGUCUACCUGCACAUCCCACCUCCCAAAUUAUCCCCGGCUCUCCAUUCAUGGAAGUCAUCGGGAAGGUAUUUCACUUACAAAAAACAGAACAUCUUCUACAAAGAUUCCUCAGGUGCCGUUGGCAGUUCCGACAUUGUGGUUCUUUUGCACGGUUUCCCCACCUCUAGUUACGACUGGUACAAGAUCUGGGAAGGGCUGACUGAGCGAUUUCACAGAGUGAUCGCGCUAGAUUUCAUCGGGUUUGGCUUCAGUGACAAACCAAGGCCACACCGAUACUCCAUCUUUGAGCAAGCCAGCAUUGUGGAAGGGCUGCUGUACCAUUUGGGCCUCCAGAACCAGCGGGUCAACCUUCUGUCGCACGACUAUGGGGUCACCGUGGCGCAGGAGCUGCUUCACAGGUACGAGCAGAACAAAACCAGGAGCGUUCUCAUCAACAGUCUGUGCUUCUCAAACGGAGGAAUUUUUCCGGAAACUCACUACCCCCUGUUCAUCCAGAAGAUUCUCAAAGAUGGCGGCCUUCUAACUCCCAUCAUCACUCGGCUAGCAAACUACUACAUAUUUGCAAGAGGGCUCGGGGCAGUCUUCGGACCUUACACACAGCCUUCGGAAGCCGAAUACUGGGACAUGUGGACGGCGGUCCGAACAAACGAUGGGAACCUUGUAAUAGACAGUAUUUUACAGUACAUCAACCAACGAAAGCAGCACAGAGAGCGCUGGGUCGGGGCCCUGAAAUCCAGCUCUGUUCCUUUGCACCUGAUUUAUGGACCGCUGGACCCCGUGAAUCCAUAUCCCGAGUUUCUUCGGCUCUACAAGAAAGUGCUUCCGAUGUCCACGGUGUCGGUGCUGGAUGACCACAUCAGCCACUACCCUCAGCUGGAAGACCCCCUGGGCUUCUUGAACGCCUACUUGAGCUUCAUCAACUCCUUCUGAACCGGAGACGCGUUCCUUUCCGCCCCCCCACUCGAGA
This is a messenger RNA of Heteronotia binoei (common prickly gecko), 1071 nucleotides long. It is a transcript of the gene MEST, whose product is annotated as mesoderm specific transcript. The coding region runs from base 54 to 1034 and encodes 326 amino acids. The record is from RefSeq and is a predicted model, not a curated record. The transcript has 12 exons. NCBI's taxonomy places the organism in Eukaryota, Metazoa, Chordata, Lepidosauria, Squamata, Gekkonidae. Gene Ontology annotation, molecular function: catalytic activity.